AUGACACCGCCUUUUUUAACAAUGUUCCCUUUUAACCACUCCUUUUCCUCUAUUGCAUGCUUUACCAUCUUCAAUCACCCUUUUCGCACCCCCCCCCCCAAUCACUUGUCCUUUCAAUUUCUCGCCAUGUCAGAAGCUGACCUCUCUUCUUCUCUUUCCAGCUAA
Molecule: messenger RNA, 165 nt
Organism: Laccaria bicolor S238N-H82
Lineage: Eukaryota; Fungi; Basidiomycota; Agaricomycetes; Agaricales; Hydnangiaceae
Exons: 1
Coding region: 1-165 (54 amino acids)
Source: RefSeq, a predicted model, not a curated record